Molecule: messenger RNA, 888 nt
Organism: Cephus cinctus (wheat stem sawfly)
Lineage: Eukaryota; Metazoa; Arthropoda; Insecta; Hymenoptera; Cephidae
Gene: Arfrp1
Product: ADP-ribosylation factor-related protein 1
Exons: 5
Coding region: 149-766 (205 amino acids)
Biological process (GO): Golgi to plasma membrane protein transport; intracellular protein transport; protein localization to organelle
Cellular component (GO): Golgi apparatus
Molecular function (GO): GTP binding; GTPase activity
Source: RefSeq, a predicted model, not a curated record
UUUACGAUAGCGCGUCAAACUGUGACAUCAUAUUUUCAAUAUGGCGCAUUUCUUGUUCGUGUUAUCUCGUAUAGGUAUACUUUAUGGAUUACAAUAAAUAUAUAUAACAUGACGUACGAGUUUUCUUCUUACGUUUGCAAACAUUGAAAUGUAUACACUGCUGCACGGUCUUUACAAGUAUCUAGUUCAAAAAGACGAGUAUUACAUACUGAUUUUGGGUCUCGACAAUGCCGGUAAAACUACUUAUCUAGAAGCUGCUAAGACGAAAUUUACUAAGAAUUAUAAAGGGAUGAAUCCUAAUAAGAUCACUACUACUGUGGGAUUAAAUAUUGGAAAGAUUGAUAUUGCUGGUGUUCGAUUAAACUUUUGGGAUCUUGGCGGUCAGGAGGAGUUACAGUCUCUUUGGGAUAAGUACUAUGCUGAAUCUCAUGCAGUUAUUUAUAUUGUGGAUUCAUCAGAUCGAGAAAGAAUUCCAGAUUCAAAGGAAACAUUUGAUAGAACAAUAUCGUCAGAACACUUAAUAGGAGUACCUCUGCUAGUUUUGGCAAAUAAACAAGAUGUUCCAGACUGUAUGGGGGUUCGUGAAGUGAAGCCCAUAUUUAAUAAAAAUGCUCAUCUGAUUGGACGCAGAGAUUGCAUGGUAAUGCCAGUGUCUGCACUUAAUGGAGAUGGUGUAGAUGAAGGAAUUCGCUGGCUUGUCGACUGUGUCAAGAGAAACAGUGACGUUCGCCCACCGCGAAAUCAAGACGACAAUUGUCUCUCCUAAUACCCACAUUCCUGUUAAGCUGUAUCCUUUAUACGGCACGCAGCAUUGUAUACAUUUCCACGUUUCGUUCAUUGCGGUACAGUAUUUAUACAAAUAAAAUUAAUUCCUAUUUUUUAAAUAUC